AACGCAGACUCUUUUUUGGUCGAUUUCAAGGGCGAAGGUUAUCGAAGAUCACAACUAUGCCUUUGAUAGUUGAAAAUAUGGCUAGUUUGAUUGGGUCUAUGGCCGAUGAGGGAGAUACUCUGAGGCAGCUCAUAUAUCCUACAAAGAGAUCAAGAUCCAAUAAGCACAAUACAUCUCCUCGAGCAACGGGUGUUACCGAGAAGAGGAGACGGAAUGAGGUCGUUCGCUUUUUCAUGUACCGACAGAGCAGGCAGAGCCAUAUAAGGAUAGGGGAGGGACUUGAAUCCGAGACUGACAGCGAAGAAAGUCAGGAUGAUGAGGGCGAUUUGGAUGGCGAGGGUAUCGACACCAGCGGGGAUGAGAACGCGGGAGAGGAGGAAGAACAGCCCAAACCUACCACAUUCAGUAGCGGAAUACCACCUGCCGGCACCAGUCCCAUCGAGUCUGUAAAGCCAGGAAUCGACUCACCAGUAGCCUUGGUCUCCGGAACCAUUAACCCAUUACCACCUGCAAACACCAGUCCCAGCGAGACUGAAAAACCAGGAAUUGAUUCACCAAAAACCUCGGGUUCCGGAACCAUUAACCCAUCUCCUACAAACUCUGCAAAUUCGUCUCCUUCAAAGGGCGGUUUGGAUAGUAGUAAUCCUACGCAUCUCGCAGUUUUAAUGACAGGGAUAGUAGUUGUUGUCUUUUUUAUAUUCCUUGCAACCUGCGUAAUGAUAAGGCCUAAAAAGCAGCGGCAUCCCGGAGGGAUUUAUAGUCGAUAUCAAGGCCUGCGUCUAAAUCUCGGGCUUGCCUCGGGGUAUCAUAAAGCUCCCGUAAUCAAAAAUACUAGCAUGAAGACCACCGGUAAACCAUACUGGGAUGUAGAAUCAGCUUCGAAAAACCGUAUACCCCUUCUGUCAGGUCGAAACUGCACAACACUGAAGAGAAACACACUUCUAUAUUUCGGAAAGCCCUCACUGGAGCAAAGUCAAGCAUCCCUCACAUCAAGCCCAGACCUAAAUCUCUCGUGUUACGAGGCCACAAUUCCGCUUUUGGGCUCCCAAAGGUCUCCGACUUUGCUUGCAAAGGGCCAAGAAAAUGAGCACGCCCAGGAUAUUCUACCUUCGGGAUUCACAUCUAAGUUUUCACGGACGAAUGCGUCAGCAACGAACACGCACACAAGAUCAUCGGUACAUACACCGAAUGCUUUACACUAUACACCUAGAGUCGAUGAGAGCGAUGCGGUAACGGUACUUACAGAAGACACCGAACCUAUCCGCUUCAGAAGCACGACGAGUUGGGUGUUGCAGCAAUAGGUCAAGAACCAGCAUCACGCCCAAUUGAACCCGGAUAAGCCCAAACGACCACCUAGUGAUAUGGACUUCUCAAUUUCGGAGGAUUCCCAUGUCCCAACUGGGGUUUAACCAGGCCUUGCAAUAUGAAAUUACGUACACAAGCCUCACUUUUCAAGUUAAAGUUGCCCCUCGGGGCUAUGUGGUUCUGGUCUUUUCAAGGUGUAGCUUGAGGGCUCCAGAUUCCAUGUUUGUAUCAUCCACCGUCUUCCUACUAGUUACUCAUUGGAAUUGAAGAUGCUGAACGAAAGAGAGAGGAUCAGGUCAGAUAGUACUUUGUUUGUCCACGCUUCGUUUUCCAUCCAUCAACACAGCUUAUAGCGCAAGAAGCAUAUGCUUUCGUGAUAAUUUUCCUCUCCUUGUUUCCUUACUAUUCUAUUGAUUUCGCGUCUAUUCCGUUGCCUUUGAACAAAAGUAAUGAAUUGAGCACACUUCUGUAGCAUUAGUAUGUAUGCACAUUACAUUUAUGUAACUAGCAGCACUCAGACUGAAAAUAUAGGUUUGCUUUCCCCUUGCACUUGUAUUGCAGGGUCCUAAAACAACAGAAACCAUACCAGAAAUGACUCUGAGCUGCUGUGAUUUAGUAUUUAAGACCAGUUUAAAGGAGCCUUGAUUCACACCUUUAAAUUCCCUUUCAGCUCCAACUAUACAUAAAGUGAUGUUUAUCUACUUGACAGGGAGAUCAUAUAAUCUCCUGUCUACGCCUGCCCAGUCAGCCAAGUG
Molecule: messenger RNA, 2060 nt
Organism: Blastomyces gilchristii SLH14081
Lineage: Eukaryota; Fungi; Ascomycota; Eurotiomycetes; Onygenales; Ajellomycetaceae
Exons: 4
Coding region: 57-1301 (414 amino acids)
Source: RefSeq, a predicted model, not a curated record